GUUUAAGUCAUAUAUAAGUACAUGUUCAUGGGCAUCUGCUUGUAUUGUUUAAAUGAAAGCAGUUUUAACGUCCAAAAUGAGUGAAAUUUGCACAAAAUUCAAGCUUCCUGCCCGAUUUGGAAUUCCAGGCCCAAAUAUUUGGUUAGAAAUGGAUGAAUAUACGAAAUAUAAUCCAAUUAACUUAGGAGUUGGAUUUGCGGAUUUUGCACCACCGAAACAUGUAACUGAAGGAUUAGCAGGUGUAGCUCGAAGCGAUAAUUUAUUGCUUCAUCAAUACACCAAAGGAUUUGGUCAUCCCAGAUUGGUUAAUAUCCUCUCAAAACUUUACUCAAAACUGAUAAACAGAGAAAUCAAUCCUGACACUGAAAUGCUUAUAUCACAAGGUGCUCAGCAGGCUCUGUACAAUAUUUUUAAUGGAAUGCUUGAUGAUGAUGAUGAAGUGAUUGUUAUUGAGCCAUUCUUUGAGCCUUAUGAGCCUAUGAUCAGAGAAACUGGGGCCAAACCUAUUUUUAUUCCACUGAGACAUAAUGGUAGUAAUACUGGUGGUGCAUUGACUACUAAUGAUUUUCUCUUAGACAAAAAGGAAUUGGAAACUACCCUGCCAGGUAUGUGGGAGAGAACAAUUACCGUCGGUUCAGCAGGCAAAACGUUCAACAUUACCGGUUGGCGAACAGGAUGGGCUUAUGGGCCAGCGGGCUUGAUGAAUAAUUUUAAAGUAAUUUACCAAAAUUCUAUUUACGCACAUUUGACACCCAUACAAGAGGCUAUUGCUAUAGCAUUUGAGAAAGAGUUUGAUUUGAUGCUUAAUAACCCAAAAGAGUGUUUCUUUUACACUUUAUCCGAAGAGUUAUUUACGAAACGAGAGUUUUUAAUGAAAGCGUUUGUUAAAGCGGGUUUAAAACCAAUUCAACCACAGGGUGGAUAUAUGAUAAUGGCCGAUUUUCAAAGCCAAGACCUAAAAAUUGAUUUAUCGAAGGAAACUGAAAGCAGC
This is a messenger RNA of Dalotia coriaria, 991 nucleotides long. RefSeq names its product kynurenine aminotransferase-like. Gene Ontology annotation, cellular component: mitochondrion; cytoplasm. Gene Ontology annotation, molecular function: pyridoxal phosphate binding; L-kynurenine:2-oxoglutarate transaminase activity. The transcript has 5 exons. The annotation marks the transcript as partial. Gene Ontology annotation, biological process: biosynthetic process. NCBI's taxonomy places the organism in Eukaryota, Metazoa, Arthropoda, Insecta, Coleoptera, Staphylinidae. The record is from RefSeq and is a predicted model, not a curated record.